GUUGAGUUGAGCGUCUUCGAAUUUUUUUUGCAAAAAUCUAAAACCUUAAAAAAUUAUAAUUAAACGCAGCUUAAAUAAUACUUAUAGACACAGAAAGUUAAUAAAAUCAUCGCUGGAUAAGAGUUCGUUAAGGAUAGAGCAUAAUGUCUAACGUGGUUCUCGAUAAAGAGAGCUUUGUACGACGAGUGAAAAGAUUGUAUCAAAAUUGGAAGAAACCGGAAUAUAGCCACGAUGAUUCGCUUCAAAAGUCCGACUGUAUCAUGUCAGCUGUUGGAUCGGAUGAGGAAGUUCUUUACAGCAAGUCAACAGCACUUCAGAAUUGGCUUUUGGGCUAUGAAUUGACUGACACAAUAACGAUAUUCACCGAAGAUUCCAUCAAUUUUUUGGCGAGUAAAAAGAAGAUUGAAUUCCUUAAACAAAUUGAGAGCAUUAAAGAUGAAACAGACCUUCCGCAAAUUAAGCUAUUAGUUAAGGAUAAAACGGACAAAGAUAAAGGGAACUUUGAGAAACUAGUGGAAAUAAUGAAGGCAUCAAAAAAAGGCAAGACAAUUGGUGUAUUUGUUAAGGAUGUUUUUCCUGGUGAAUUUUGUGAGUCUUGGCGAGCAUAUAUUAAAGAAAAAGACUUUGAACAAAUUGAUGUUAGUGGCGCUCUUGGCUGGAUUAUGUGCGUCAAAGAAGAAUCUGAAGUAUUGACUGUAAAGAAGGCAUGUCUAGUAACAGUAGAUGUCUUUAAUAAAUAUCUCAAAGAUCACAUUAUGGAAAUUAUUGAUGCUGACAAGAAGGUAAAGCACUCAAAAUUAGCUGAAGGCGUCGAACAAGCCUUGACUGAUAAGAAAUAUGUCUCGGGUGUUGACAUGUCUCAAUUAGAUAUGUGUUAUCCACCAAUCAUUCAAUCGGGUGGAAGCUACAGCUUAAAAUUUAGUGCAGUAAGCGACAAAAAUCAUCUUCACUUUGGAGCUAUUGUUUGCUCAUUGGGUGUUCGCUACAAGUCUUAUUGCUCGAAUAUCGUACGUACAUUAUUGGUAAAUCCAAGUGAAAAGUUACAGGAUCAAUACAACUUUUUGGUAAAUUUAGAAGAGGAAAUGCUUAAAGUUUUAAUCCCAGGUAAGAAAUUAUCAGACGUUUAUGAGAUUGGUAUGCAAUAUGCCAAAAAAGAGAACCCAUCACUCGUCGAUAAGCUCACAAAAACGUUUGGAUUUGCAAUGGGAUUAGAGUUUCGUGAUAAUUCCCUUCAAAUUGGACCUAAAUGCACAGCCUUAAUCAAGAAAGGUAUGGUAUUUAACGUGAACGUUGGACUUGCAAAUUUAGAGAAUAAGAAUUCAUCAGAUAAGGAGGGAAAGAUACUUGCUCUGUUUAUUGGCGAUACAGUAUUGGUAAAUGAUGUCGAAAAUCCUGCAAGUAUUUUAACACAAUCAAAGAAAAAGAUUAAAAAUAUCGGUAUAUUCUUAAAAGAGGAUGAUAGUGAAGAUGAUGAAGAUAUGGAGCCUACAAAGAACUCAAAAGGCCCAAAAUCUACUGAAAUUUUAGAGUCAAGAAAGCGCACAACAGUCUUGGAAAGUAAAUUGCGUUCAGAAAAUAGCUCUGAAGAGAAACGUAAGCAACAUCAAAAGGAACUUUCGAUUGCACUUAAUGAGAAGGCAAAGGAACGUUUAUCGAAACAAUCUGGCGGAAAGGAAUCAGAAAAAGUUCGUAAAUCGACCGUUUCAUACAAGAGUGUUAAUCAAAUGCCACGCGAGCCUGAAGUAAAAGAUCUGAAAUUAUAUGUUGACAAAAAAUACGAGACGGUAAUCAUGCCAAUCUUUGGACUUCCAGUCCCAUUUCAUAUUUCAACUAUAAAGAACAUCUCACAAUCCGUUGAAGGCGACUACACAUAUUUGCGUAUCAAUUUUUUCCAUCCUGGCGCAACAAUGAGUAAAACUGAAGGUGGAACGUACUCAAAUCCCGAUGCUACAUUCCUAAAAGAGAUUACGUACCGUAGCAUCAAUACAAAAGAGCCUGGUGAAAUUUCAGCACCGUCAUCAAAUUUAAAUACAGCAUUUCGUUUGAUAAAGGAAGUUCAAAAGCGUUUCAAAACGCGCGAGGCAGAAGAGCGAGAAAAAGAAGAUCUCGUGAAACAAGAUACGUUAGUGCUCUCGACAAAUAAAGGUAAUCCAAAACUAAAGGAUCUUUACAUUCGUCCCAAUAUCGUAACCAAACGAAUGACUGGCUCGCUUGAAGCUCACGUAAAUGGUUUCCGUUAUACAUCAGUGCGUGGCGAUAAAGUUGACAUUCUUUAUAAUAACAUUAAGAGUGCAUUCUUUCAACCAUGUGACGGCGAAAUGAUUAUCUUGUUACAUUUUCAUCUUAAACAUGCAAUUAUGUUUGGCAAAAAGAAGCACGUUGAUGUUCAGUUCUAUACAGAAGUCGGUGAAAUUACGACAGAUCUUGGAAAGCACCAGCACAUGCACGAUCGUGACGAUUUAGCAGCAGAACAAUCCGAGCGAGAGCUUCGUGACAAAUUGAAAACAGCAUUUAAGAGUUUCUGCGAGAAAGUCGAAACAAUGACUAAACAACAAGUUGAAUUUGAUGUUCCAUUCCGUGAAUUGGGUUUCCCUGGUGCACCCUAUCGUAGUACUGUACUUCUACAGCCAACAUCUGGAAGUCUUGUUAAUUUAACUGAAUGGCCACCCCUUGUUAUUCCUCUCGAAGACGUUGAAUUGGUUCAUUUUGAACGAGUUCAGUUCCACUUAAGAAAUUUCGACAUGGUUUUUGUCUUUAAAGAUUAUCAGAAGAAAAUUGCCAUGAUUAAUGCUAUUCCCAUGAACAUGUUGGAUCACGUCAAGGAAUGGUUGAAUUCAUGUGACAUUCACUACUCGGAAGGUAUUCAAUCGCUCAAUUGGACCAAGAUUAUGAAAACAAUUACGGACGAUCCAGUUGGUUUUAUUGAAACCGGUGGAUGGACUUUCUUGGAACCAGAUUCUGAAGGCGAAGAUGCAGCAAAUGAUGAAACAGAGGACGAAGAAGAUGAUGCAUACGAACCAACGGAUUCUGACGCUGAAGAGGACGAAGACUCAGAUUCAGAAUAUUCUGAAGUUUCCGAGGACGUAGAAGAAGACGAAUCAUCUGAUGACCUUGGCAGUGAUGAAGAAUCUGGUAAAGAUUGGUCCGAUUUGGAAAGAGAAGCAGCAGAAGAAGACCGUGAAAAAGAUCGAUAUAGAGUUGAUGAAAAGCCAGAGCAAAAGAAGCAUAAGAGCAGCCAUCACAAGAGUAGCAAACAUGUGAAUGACAAGAGAAAGUCCAGUAAAUCGAGGUUUGUUCUAGUAAAGAAUAAGCUGUUGUCUAUAAAAAAUUAAAUUUAAGGAAAAAUGUUGCGAUGAUGCACAGUAAAAAUUAAAGGCUCUAUGGACAACAGCUUUCAAACAACACUAAUUGCUUUCGCUUUGAUUUAUAGUCUAGCUAAUUAGCAUAAAAUUGGUGCUUAUAAAAAGUUUUAUUUAUCUAACACUAUAUUUCACAUCCACAGUCAUCACAGCCCAAAAAAGAGCAGCAGUAGUCACCAUAAAAGCAGCCAUCACGAUAGUAAGAAGCGACCGCGAGAAGAAAGUCGAGAUAAUCAUCACCACAAGAGCAAGAAGUCUAAGAAGUAAAAAUGGUCACAUUUAUGUCAUCAGCUUUUUUCCCUAUACAACUUACAAUUUAAUAUCAUAGAAUAAAAGAAUCAACGUUACACGAGAUAAAAACAAUUCACAAUUCAUCAAGGUGUGUCAAAAACAAGAAUUUCUUCGUUAUAUUUUUAUGAGCAGAACGAGAAAGAAAAAUUCCAAAAAUAAGAAAGUUUUUAAAAAUUGUUCUAAAAAGAUGAAAAAAAAAAUUGGAUGUAAGCAAGAAAAAAAUGUCCUUAAUGUUGUUCGGUGAAGAAAUUGUCAAGUAAUUGAAUUUCAAGCAAGAUAGCUUUUUAUCGGGUUUCAUGCAAGAUUAUUUUCAAUUUAAAUUCUAUUCACGAAAGAACUACAAGUUCAAGGUUAAAGAUAGUAAGGAAGAUAUCAAGUACAACUAUUAUGUCAUUGAAAUUAAUGCACACAAAAAGCUCUCGUUUGCAAUUUUCAAUAAGAAUUUCUUCAAAAGUCGCGGUAUGUACGCUUCAGUAAUUUCUAAGUAGCUUUCGUUUCUUGUUCUGCAAACUUAAGAAUGUACUUGAAUCGUUGCUAAUAUUUUCCAAAGAUAUUUACUCGCUGUUAUUGAAUGACUCUCAAAAAAAAAAUCUUGCUACAAUUCUAUUACAAAACGUAAACAAUCCAGUAACCGAAUAUUAUUUUUAAUUGUUAUUAUUAAGUUUCAUUUAAUUUCUCUUUAAUUUUUCCUGAUUUUCAUUUUAUUUAAAAAAUUAUUAAACUUUCAACAAGAAAACAAAAACUUUGAUUAACCGUAAAGAAUAAUAAAUAUUUGAUCUAAGGAAAAUAAAUUGGGUUUUUCAGUUCUUCUCAAACUCAUUUUGCGGUUACGAACUGCUUGAAUUUUUUGCAGAGUUAUCAGUUUAGGAUUUUGGUAAGGUUUUGAAAUUCAAAUUUCAACCCAUUUAGCCUUUUGAAUUAAAAGUCAUAAAUUCAUGAUUUGUAAAUUUCAUCCAUUAAAAUUAUUAAUUAAUCAAAAAAUAUCUGAAUUAAAGCCAUAAUCAGGCUAGUGUCAAAAUAAGACUCAACGAAUUGUAACACAAACUACAGUGUUUCCUUAUUUGGAAUAAAGAACAUAUCGAUUAUUCAGGUUGCACGGUUUUCAAAAAUUCAAAUUUUAACGGUCUUCAUAGCAUUCACCACAAAUCUAUGUUGCGAAUUUCCUGUAUGAUGUUAGGUCAAUGUCAAGAUUAUGUCUGCGUACGUAAUCCUUUAAUUCGUCAAUUUGAAGUGGAUAUACACAAUACCAACUUUCAAGCUCAUUGAGUCGUUGUAAAUUGGAACAAUUAUUUACGAGCAUGAAUGCUGAUUUGAUUGUGAGUGCAUACGAUUGCAUAAUCCGCAACUCCUCGAGAUAAAAAAGCUCAUUCUUGAGGAAAACUUUUUCGAAAAGCUCAUCAGUUGUUGGAAUAUGUGAUCCUAAAUGAACGAAUUUGAUUUUAUGUGCAUAUGAUAAAAUAUAUUCCAAGUGCUCUAAUGCACAUGUUCCAAUUAGUGUCAAACUUUUUAAACUCAAAAACGGCGGUAAUUUACAAUAACGAUAGUGUAGAGACGUGCUGAGUAAUAAAUUGCAAUUGCAUAUAAAAAGUGUCUGAAGUUCCGGACAGAAUUGUGAAAUAUAAAUCAGUGCAUUCAUAUCAAUUUGAUCAACGUGCUCGAGCACUAACGUUGUAAUAUUACAACCUUUAACUUCAAUUAAAUCUCGUAUUCGAUCCGAAAAGAACUCACACGACUGAAGUUUCAAUUUUUCCAAUUUGUUGAUGCCAAUUAAUGUCAUUAAAUCGAGUCGUAUUUCAUCAUGAAAUAGUGAAAUUGAGUUUAAGUUUGGAAACUUUUCGCAAAGUAUUUGAACUUGAUUUGUUGUCGCAUGAUUCGAUGAGAAAUGCUCGAGCUUAAAGUUACCGUAUGUUGGAUGAUAUUCGUCGAUAAAUUCAAGACACUUUCCAAGUUCAUCAUAUCGUCCGACAUCCAAGAGUUCUGGUAAAUGUAAUAAUAAAUUGAUAUAUCCUUCCAUUGACACACCCGUUCUGUAUAAUUGUAUAAUUCUCAAGUUUUUUAAUUCCAUUAUAAUGUCAACACUCUUGUUUGUGACAUAUUUUGAGUUUGUGAUAUCGAGACUUAACAGCUUUGGGCAAUUUUUGACUAAAACUUUGAGAAUCUUGUCCGUACAAUCAUAGUUGAGACAAAGUUGUGUGAGAUUCUUCAUUGGCUGUAAGCAACUUGCUAAUGUUGAUUCCAUUUCAAAUGUCUUCCAUCCACCAGUCAAUGAGCCAAGUCUCAAAAUUUCAAUGCCCUCAAGUUUAUUCAAUUGCGAGUAAAAUGACGUCCGAAUCAUUUUUGGUAAUUCAUCAAAAUCGAUUGAUCUCAAUUUGAUGGAUAUUAAUGACUCACUAAGUCGUACAGCAAUUUUGAUUUGCGUGUGGAACUUUGCCAUGUUUAUUUUAAAUUCUAUUGCGUUUUUACACUUUUCAAUUAAUUCCGUGAUUCUUUUCAUGAGUUCAUCCGAUAAGUUUCGAUAGAGGUAGAAUGGCACAUAUCUCUCGAAUAAGUCAUGCGAAAUUUUAACAACUAAAUCUAAAUUUUCAUGCGUAAAUUUAUUUGUAUGUGGGACAUCGUCUUCAUCUGUGAACGGCAUUUUGCACUCAGAUAUUAAUUUCUCGCCAAUAUUGCACAACCAUUCUGCUGAUUUCUCAAUUGCCAGCAAUUCCAGACUCUUUGGUUGCUUUAAUUUUCCCAUUUAGCGUUACUCGGAUGUCAAUCUGAUAAUCAGAUUAAGUUUUAUUAAAUAAAAACACUUCCUUUCAAUUUAGCAACAAGCUUCAAAAUAAAAGAACUGAGGAAAAAUUUCACAAUAUUUUUC
Chironomus riparius is the source of this 6510-nucleotide messenger RNA. The record is from the annotation of a GenBank genome assembly. NCBI's taxonomy places the organism in Eukaryota, Metazoa, Arthropoda, Insecta, Diptera, Chironomidae.